GCAGAAUGCCGAAUGCAGAUGUGAGUUCUGAGUUCUGAGUUUUGAGUUGACUUGUGAGUUGAUACCUGCAACAUGUCCCGCAUAUAUAUAUAUAGCACGAUUUCUUUGCGUUAAACCACAAUAAUAAAAUUCUGGAAUCAAAAUGUCGAGCUACACAUUAACAAUGAACAAUAGACCAAACUCUAAGUCAAACUGUGGAGCGAAAAAUAUGUUUGCACGAUUUGAUGAAAGGUUUCCCAUGCAGCUAUUCGGACUGGUGCACGAGCAAGAGUUCCUCGACGUAGUUUCUCGUUUGAAUUCUCAAUUCAACGAUUACAGAGCGGGCUGCAUAGACUUCCAAAAAACUUCAUACAAGGCGCUUAUACCUUGCUUCAUGUGCUGUAUGGUUCCGAUACUCUUCUCGAAGUUCGCAAAGCUCGAAGAUAUGUUCUACAAUGAUAUAGAAAUGUGUCAGGGAUACCUCGACGAAGAAGCUAAUCCUAAAAGCAUGCCUCGUGGCGUACAGUGGAUCUUUGCGGUGUCUCAACACCAAGUAAUCACUGGCAUGGGUAGUGGCACAAGAACGGAGACGUUACCAGUGCCUUCUUUGACGAUACAAUGGUCCUCAUCCGCUGCUGCAGCUUCCACAGGCAUGAUACCAUCUGGUAGCAAAAACUCAGCAUUUAAAGAGCCCAUAACCGAAUACCCUCCACCCGCAUACGCGCCUGAAAGAAAGCCUAUAGCUACUCCGAAGAAAUGAGUGAAUGUUUACCGUUCAAAAUAAAAGCGUAGACUCGAAGUGCGAACAUAGACACUGACAAGAGUUCAUCAUGUUUACCGUCUGAUGAAUUACCACGCUUCAUACAAACUAUUUUAAUUAGUCAACUAAAAUGAGACAAGCACGCAGAAUGUUGUGAAAAUCCUUUAAUUUUCGAAUUACAUGGAAAACUGGAAGCAAAGUCCUAGCGGUAAAAAGUUACAAUUCAGCAGAGAUAAAUAAACAACAGUAUAUAUGACUUUCA
Sphaeroforma arctica JP610 is the source of this 1001-nucleotide messenger RNA. RefSeq lists its product as hypothetical. Lineage: Eukaryota; Ichthyosporea; Ichthyophonida. The record is from RefSeq and is a predicted model, not a curated record. Bases 143 to 739 code for a protein of 198 amino acids. The transcript has a single exon.